This is a messenger RNA of Oryza brachyantha (malo sina), 1691 nucleotides long. RefSeq lists its product as uncharacterized. NCBI's taxonomy places the organism in Eukaryota, Viridiplantae, Streptophyta, Magnoliopsida, Poales, Poaceae. Gene Ontology annotation, molecular function: S-adenosylmethionine-dependent methyltransferase activity. The record is from RefSeq and is a predicted model, not a curated record. Bases 186 to 1259 code for a protein of 357 amino acids. The transcript has 8 exons.
CACACAACGCCCACCCAGUUCGUCCGCCACAGCCUCCCGUUCGUGGCCUCGUGGGCGCUCCGCGCGCCGCACACAAACAAACACCUCCCUCCUCGAUCGACUCCUCGACGAUCUCCAGUUCGCCUUCGCUUCCUCGUCGUCCUCCUCCUCCACCACCACCACGCCUCGGCUUCCGGACGCUCGCGAUGUGGUCGCGCUCCGCGUCCGCGGCCAGCUCCGCUGUGGCGCUCUGCGGUCGCGGCGGGCACCGCCUGCUCUCGUGCGUCGCGGCGCCGACGCGGGGGCGCGCGCUUGGAGCGUCCGCCGCCGCGAAGAGGGUCCUGCGCUCGUCCCUGCGCGCCAGCGCUAGCCCCGACGUCGUCAGCACCGUCCCCGACGAGGUCGUCGCGGAACCUUCUGUGGAGCCAGAGGCGGAGAAGAAGCUGAGCAAGCUGGCAUGUCCAAUCUGCUACUAUCCCCUCGCAAGCUCGAGCGAUCAGUCCUUACCGCUCAAUGUUGCGUCUAGUCUUCAGUGUUCUACCUGCAAGAAAUUUUAUCCCAAUAGAGGGGAUUACUGGGACAUGACUGUCGCGGUUGGCUCUACUGUAUACUCCGAGUCCACGACGGUGUCAACUGAGCUUUUCAGGACUCCACUGGUAUCAUUUCUUUAUGAGAGGGGAUGGCGCCAAAAUUUUAUAUGGGGUGGUUUCCCAGGCCCAGAGAGAGAGUAUGAAACAGCUAAAGCUUAUCUGAAACCGACAGCUGGAGGGAUUAUCGUUGAUGCAAGCUGUGGAAGUGGCCUGUUUUCGAGAUUGUUUGUUAAGAGUGAAUUGUAUUCUCUUGUUGUGGCACUUGAUUUCUCAGAGAAUAUGUUGAAGCAGUGCAAUGAAUUCAUCAAGGAGGAAAAUAUUUCAGAUGAAAAAUUAGCCUUGGUGAGAGCUGAUAUAUCAAGACUCCCUUUCGUGAGUGGCUCCAUUGAUGCUGUCCAUGCAGGUGCUGCAAUCCAUUGUUGGCCAUCCCCUGCUUGUGCUGUUGCAGAAAUUAGUCGAGUCCUUCGACCUGGGGGUGUUUUUGUUGCUUCCACUUUCGUUGCAGAUAUUCUUCCACCAGCUGUACCGGUACUGAGGAUCGGGCGCCCGUACAUCAGCCAAUUUACUGGCACUAAUAUCUUCUUAUCAGAAGUGGAGUUUGAAGAUCUUUGCAGAGCAUGUGGGCUUGUUGAUUUCACAUUUGUGAGAAAUGGAUUCUAUAUAAUGUUCUCGGCUACUAAAGCAAGCUAAUAAAUAACUGCACAGUCAUCUUAAUAUUCUCAUCAAAAUCCUUGAUUGUGCAGUGCAAGUGAAUACACUGUACGCAAAUUGAAUUUUCUGAACUGUACUUCAUUUUAUCAAACAAGGUCCUUAGUCCUUUUUCUGAAUGUUAAAAUACAUUGUUACAGGUUUUUUUCAUGCCUGUCCUAGUUGGACAGAUAGUUUUACGCAAGGGAAAUAUGGUACAGAGCAGCAAGUACACAUUUAUUUUACUUUACGUAUCCAUUGUGGUUGAUUGUAUUAGUAUUUUGUGUAUAGGAGCAUAUUGCAAUCCUGUAACUGUUGUCUAUAAUCUUGUUUGCCGCUGGUACAUACAAACUACAGAGCAUUAGAAGUAUUAUUUUGUUUAUUAUUUAUUUAUAACGAGGAAGAUAUACAAAGUGCGGUGUGCACCCCACAAUA